AAGAUUAUCACUUUAAGAUGGAUAAUGAUGAAAAUGAACACCAGUUAUCCUUAAGAACGGUCAGUUUAGGGGCUGGUGCAAAGGAUGAAUUGUACCUUGUUGAAGCAGAGGCAAUGAAUUAUGAAGGCAGUCCAAUUAAAGUAACAUUGGCAACAUUGAAAAUGUCUGUACAGCCAACAGUUUCCCUUGGGGGCUUUGAAAUCACACCACCUGUGGUCUUAAGGUUGAAGUGUGGUUCAGGGCCUGUGCAUAUUAGUGGGCAGCACUUAGUAGCUGUGGAGGAAGAUGCAGAAUCAGAAGAAGAAGAGGGGGAUGAUGUGAAACUCUUAAGUGUAUCUGGAAAGGGAUCUGCCCCUGGAGGUAGUAGCGAGUUUCCCCAGAAAAAAGUAAAACUUGCUGCUGAUGAAGAUGACAACGAUGAUGAAGAUGAUGAUGACGAAAACGACGAUGACAAUGAUGAUGAUGACUUUGAUGAUGAGGAAACUGAAGAAAAAGCUCCAGUGAAGAAAUCUGUACAAGAUACUCCAGUCAAAAAUGCACAAAAAUCAAACCAGAAUGGAAAAGACUCAAAACCAUCAACACCACAAUCAAAAGGUCAAGAAUCCUUCAAAAAACAGGAAAAAAUUCCUAAAACACCAAAAGGACCUAGUUGUGUAGAAGACAUUAAAGCAAAAAUGCAAGCAAGUAUAGAGAAAGGUGGUUCUCUUCCCAAAGUGGAAGCCAAGUUCGUCAAUUAUGCGAAGAAUUGCUUCUGGAUGACUGACCAGGAGGCUAUUCAAGAUCUCUGGCACUGAAGGAAGUCUCUUUAAGAAAAUAGGUGAAACAG
This is a messenger RNA of Sciurus carolinensis (gray squirrel), 826 nucleotides long. RefSeq names its product nucleophosmin-like. The record is from RefSeq and is a predicted model, not a curated record. Gene Ontology annotation, cellular component: nucleolus; cytoplasm; ribonucleoprotein complex. Bases 18 to 794 code for a protein of 258 amino acids. The transcript has a single exon. Gene Ontology annotation, molecular function: chromatin binding; RNA binding; histone binding. Lineage: Eukaryota; Metazoa; Chordata; Mammalia; Rodentia; Sciuridae. Gene Ontology annotation, biological process: ribosomal large subunit export from nucleus; ribosomal small subunit export from nucleus; positive regulation of transcription by RNA polymerase II.